Messenger RNA from Arabidopsis arenosa, 5930 nucleotides. Lineage: Eukaryota; Viridiplantae; Streptophyta; Magnoliopsida; Brassicales; Brassicaceae. The record is from the annotation of a GenBank genome assembly.
AGAGUUCGUGACAAAAUCGAAAUUCUUAUAACUGAAACUUCUUACUUUGUUUGCUGCCUCUUUGUUAUUAGCGGAGUUCAUGCUUAACCAACUAGGAAUUGAAGAGAGUGAAGUUACAAAGAAUAUGGCUGAGUCUUGGACUGGAGAGGCAGAUGAUUCCCAACCUAAAGCAGUUAUCGCACCCCAUGCAGUUGCUGUUCACACAAGAUUGCAAGAAAACGAAGAACCAAAACGUUGCUACAGUUCCUCCUGUGGAGGAAACAACCUUGACGUUAGGUUCCCUUUCUGGCUACCCCCUGAGCAAUCUUCUUCCUGUGGCUACCCAGGAUUCAACCUCCAUUGCACCGAUCGUCAUAAGACAGCCUUAAAGCUUCCAAACUCCGGAUCAUUUCUCGUCCGAGACAUAAAAUCGCAGCGUAUUCGCCUCAGCGACCCUGAUAACUGCUUAGCCAGGCGGCUUCUCAGCUUCGACGCUUCAGGGUCUCCUUUUUCUCCUCUUCACCAAGUCAACUACACUUUCUUGAGCUGUCCUAACGAAAACGUCAAAUCCUCUUCUUUGGAACCCAUCCAUUGCCUUGGUAACUCCACAACCUCCUUCUUCGCCACACCUUCAGAUGUCACCGGUUCAUUGCCGUCCUCUUGUCAAAUCUUCAAGACACUACUUCUUCCGGUCUCUUCACCACUCGCAGUUGACCUCAACAAACAAGACCUCUGGCUGAAAUGGGACUCACCGGAUUGCACAGGUUGUGUUGAUUUUAGUCCGUUAUGUGGCUUCAUAAACAAUACCACCCUCCAAGUCAAAUGCUUCGCAUACGUUGAUUCAGUUUCCUUUGUCUCACCUUCUUCACAUGAAAUUGUUAUAAGGUAUUCCUCCACCUCUAAUCUUGUACCGGAGACUCAGAAGAUUGUUUCCAUCAGAAUCUCCCACAAGCUACUACAUUUCUCAUGUGGCCAAGGGAGCGUCGUUGUCCGUUUCCCUUUCUCCCUAUUCCCCUACCAACCUGAGUCAUGUGGCUAUUCAGGAUUCAACCUCCUAUGCACAGAUGAUGGCAAGACUGCCUUAAAGCUUCCUAAGUCCGAACCAUUUCUUGUCAGAGAGAUCGACUAUGAAACACAGCGUAUUCGCCUCAACGACCCUGAGAAUUGUUUGGCCAGACGCCUUCUUAACUUUGACCCUUCGGGGUCUCCUUUUUCUCCUCUUCGCUCUCGCAACUACACGUUCUUGAUCUGUCCUAAGGAAGCGAACGUCACAGCAUCCUACAGAGCCAUCGAUUGCCUUGGUAACUCCACUUCCUCCUUCUUCGUCGUGCAGUUGGAUCUGGUCGGUUUGAUGCCGUCUUCUUGUCAGACCUUUAAGACGUUACCUCUUCCAUUUUCUUGGUCUGUCGCCUACACGGCAUUCCCCGGUGGCCAAAACAGUCGAGACCUGUGGCUCAAAUGGGACUCGCCCGAUUGCAGAGAUUGUGAGAGGAGGACUAAUUCGAGAUGUGGAUUCAAAAACAAUACUUCGCUCCAAGUCGAAUGCUUCAGUUCUGUUAACCCCGGACUUCACAACACAGGCUUACAAGUACUAAAGAUAAUCUGCCUCUCCCUAGUAGGACCACUCACGGCCUUGACUUUUUGUGUCGGUCUUGUCAUGUGCAGUUCCGAGAGAGUCUCUUCCCAAAUACAACACGCAGUGGUUGCACGCCUUUCUGGAUCCGUAACGCCACAGCCAAGCGAUGAAGUCGCAAGGACGGGUCUCGAUGAGUCUACGAUUGAGUCAUACAAGAAAGUUGAGUUAGGGGAGAGUAGGAGACUCCCGACCGGAUCAAAUGAUGUUGUAUGUCCCAUUUGUUUGUCAGAAUACGCAACCAAAGAAACUGUUAGGUGUUUACCUGAAUAGAUGGCUGCCAAUGAAUUCUCCGUCAAGCAAAUCUCUCCAAAGCUGCAGGGAGGAGAAAGAGGAGCUCGAAACCGUUACGGCCCAACUUCUUCACACGACCUCGUCGAGCAGAUGGAGUUUCUUUACGUAGAAGUAAUCCAAGCCAUACGGAACUCUGCUGUAAACCCUAUAGCCCGCACAUGUAUCCCCAUCGUCGAAAUCACUCUCGGAAACUACAAAUCCUCUACAAAAAAUCUACCAAUUGGACCAAAUAUGGAUUGGAACCAAGUCUUUGCUUUCGACAAAACCAAAGGUGAUGUCUUGUCGGUUACUCUUAAAGACGGUCCGACCAAUACCGUAAUCAACAAGCGCAACUUCAAGCUGGCCGCGGAUAUUCCAACUAGGGUUCCUCCAGAUGCAAGAAUCGCGCCGCAGUGGUACUCUAUGCAUAAUACCGAAACCGAUUUUUACAUGGAGUUGCUGAUGUCAGUUUGGUUCGGUACACAAGUUGAUGAGGUUUAUCCAGAGGCUUGGUUUUCAGACGCCUCUGAAGUGAGUGCCGGUUACGUGAUCAACACGCGACCUAAGGUCUACCUAGCUCCAAGGCUCUGUUAUGUUAGGGUUACCAUUGUUUCAGGUCACGAUUUGAUUCCUACGGAUAGAAAACGGACUCCUUCGGUUUACGUGACAGCUACUCUUGGUCAAGUCGCUCUAAAAACCGGAGUUUCUUCCGGGACGAACCCGUCAUGGAACCAGGAUCUAAUCUUUGUUGCAUCAGAGUCGUUAGAAGGAACUGUCUACAUUAGGUUAAUCGACAGAGUCGACGAACAACACGAAGAAUGCAUAGGGAUGUUAAAGAAGAAGCUCUCAGAGAUGACUCCGCUCAAAGUUCCAAGUUCCGCACCGGCUUUGUUCUACGACAUUGAAACGCCGGUUAAGGUCGAACCGGCAGGCGAUUCGAGGAGGUUCGCUAGCAGACUCAAGAUGAAACUAGCCACUGAUCAAGCUUAUCACGUCGCUGAUGAAUGCACCCAAUACUCGAGCGACUAUAGAGCUUUUGCUAAAGGGUUAUGGCCAUGUCUGCUCGGGAAAUUAGAAAUUGGGAUUUUGGGUGCGACGGGUUUAAAAGGAAGCGACGAGAAAAAACAGGGUAUCGACAGUUACGUAGUGGCUAAAUACGGGAAUAAAUGGGUCAGGACUCGAACCGUGGUUGAUAGUGUCUCACCCAAGUGGAACGAGCAGUAUUCGUGGGAUGUUUACGAGAAGUGUACGGUAUUAACGCUUGGAAUCUACGAUAAUCGACAAAUCUUUGACAAGAAUCAGGCGAACGAUGUUCCCAUCGGGAAAGUGAGGAUUCCAUUGAACCGUGUACAAUGUGACUGGAUUUACACUUGCUCGUAUCCGAUUCUGAAGUUGGGAAGCAGCGGACUGAAGAAAAUGGGAGAGCUUCAGCUCGCGAUUCGCUUUGUUUAUGUUGCGCAAGGGUACGCACGGUAUACAGCUCCUUUCCGUUUGAUGUUACCGAAAGCUCAUUACAAAUCUCCAUUGUCCAUGUCUCAGAUCGACAAGUUGAGAGCACAAGCUGUUGAGAUUAACUGUGAGAAUCUUGCGAAAACAGAGCCGGCGUUGAGAAGCGAAGUAGUGUCGGAUAUGUUGAAGCCGAAGAAUAAGAGUUUCAGUAUAAGAAUAACCAAAGCUAAUUUUGAUAGGCUUUAUAGAGUCCUUAAGAUGGUCUUUUGGUGUGUUUCGGUCAUUGCAUCGGUCAGAUCCACGACAGAAUUAAUUCCGAAAGUCAUUGCGUGUUUUGUCAGUCUUGUGUUUCUUUUUAUGGAGUACUGGAUAUAUUGGUUGGCGACUUCGUGGGUAUUUGGGAUUUGCAUUGUGCUUAUACUUCUACGGGAAAUUGUCAAGUCCCCGGGGAAAAUAUAUGACUGGUUGCCUUAUCGGAUCGUCACUCCUCCUCCUCCAUUGAUUCUCGUCGAUUUGAAGCUACGGAAACUGGACUCGAUCAACCUAGACGAGUUAGCCGAAGAGUUUGACUCGUUUCCGUCGGCGGAGAACGAUGUAAACAUUCUUAAGAUGAGGUACGAUAGGUUGAGGAAGAUUAUGGAGAACGUCAUGUUACUAAUGGGAGAUGCUGCUACACAAGGCGAACGGUUUCUAGCGGCUUUUACGUUGCUUGAGCGGCCAUUGGUUUUGAUUUCCUUCUUGGUCCUCUGUUAUGUGUCCAUGCUCGUCGUUUGCCUUACUUGGGAUAUAAUACCUGUUCGUAGGAGUGUAUUCGGCCAAAAUUGGGAAGCGAUGAGGAAAGAAGAGAUUCCAGAUAAAAGUCGGAUUGAUCCGAAUCUGCCCAAGUGGGUCUGCCAAAAUUGUCACCACUCCCUUACCAUCGUCGGUGUCGAUUCCUACGCCGGCAAGUUCUUCAACGAUUCCCCUCCUUCCGCAACGCAGGGCUCAUCCAUCCAUGGAGCUAACAGUGUUCUUGGUUCAACACGCAUGGACAACUCUUUCGUUGUUUUACCUCGACAUAAGCCUCAAUCUCAGGGCAUUCCUCCACGUCCUCGCGGGGCGUCCUCUGCUCAGCCUGAUGCAACUCAAUCUGGAAAGGCAAUGGAAGAAUCGUUUGUAGUUGUGUACAAGUCUGAGCCUGCUUCUGAUUCUGGCGCUUCUCACAAUCUGUCUCUUGAAGUGGGCCAAAACGGUCCUUUACAUUCAAAUACUUCUGGCUUUAAUGCGACUAUCAAUGUCUUAACACGUGCUUUCGAUAUUGCCAGAACUCAGACACAGGUUGAACAGCCAUUGUGCUUAGAAUGCAUGAGGGUAUUGUCUGACAAACUUGAAAAAGAAGUCGAGGAUGUGACGAGGGACGUGGAAGCAUACGAAGCAUGCGUUCAGCGGUUAGAAGGAGAGACACAAGAUGUUCUUAGUGAAGCUGAAUUUUUGAAGGAAAAGAAGAAGAUUGAGGAAGAAGAAAGAAAACUUGUUGCAGCUAUAGAAGAAACAGAGAAACAAAAUGCUGAAGUAAACCAUCAACUGAAGGAGCUAGAGUCAAAGGGAAAUCGCUUUAACGAACUUGAAGAUCGGUAUUGGCAAGAGUUCAAUAAUUUUCAAUUUCAACUAAUAGCCCAUCAGGAAGAGAGAGAUGCAAUCUUGGCAAAGAUUGAAGUUUCACAAGCACAUUUAGAGUUAUUAAAUAAGACAAAUGUACUUACUGAUGCCUUCCCCAUACGGUAUGAUGGGGAUUUUGGUACAAUUAACAAUUUUCGACUUGGAAGACUCCCUGCCAUAAAGGUUGAGUGGGAUGAGAUCAAUGCUGCUUGGGGCCAAGCCUGUCUUCUCCUCCAUACGAUGUGUAACUAUUUCCGGCCAAAGUUUCAAUGUCGAGUUAAAAUACAGCCGAUGGGGAGUUAUCCUAGAAUUGUAGACAGCAACAACGAAACUUAUGAGCUGUUUGGUCCUGUAAACUUGUUUUGGAGCACUCGGUACGAUAAAGCCAUGACACUGUAUUUGAUGUGUCUUAAAGACUUUGCUGAUUUUGCAAAUUCAAAGGACCAAGAGAACAAUAUUCCACCAGAGAAAUGCCUUAAACUUCCAUACAAGAUCGAAAAGGACAAAGUGGAGGGAUAUUCAAUAACACAGAGCUUCAACAAGCAAGAGAGUUGGACCAAAGCACUAAAGUAUACUCUCUGCAACCUCAAAUGGGCUCUCUACUGGUUCGUUGGAAAUACUAAUUUCCAACCUCUCUCUGCGACGGUCUCUCUGCCUUCUGAUAUAUCAGCUGCUGGUUCCCUGUACGCCAAGCGAGGUCCUGAUUCUAGUAAGCCCUCAGCUGGUAAAAAGCCUUAGAAACUCAUGAUAUAUUGACUGAAAUCGGCGACUUUGUGAAUAGUUUAUAAGCAUUUAUGUCAUAGCAUCGAAUAAUUAGAAACACAGAUGCUUUUUAAGUUUUUUUCUUCUUUUCUACAGUCUCUUUUGUGUGAUUAUAGCUCUUUUUAUUUCGUUAGUUUCAAGCUUUAUGAGUCUUUUCGGUUUCGACAACGCAAAAGACUAAAUUGAAAUGAAAUUU